Peromyscus leucopus (white-footed mouse) is the source of this 5759-nucleotide messenger RNA. It is a transcript of the gene Myom1, whose product is annotated as myomesin 1. The record is from RefSeq and is a predicted model, not a curated record. NCBI's taxonomy places the organism in Eukaryota, Metazoa, Chordata, Mammalia, Rodentia, Cricetidae. Bases 214 to 5259 code for a protein of 1681 amino acids. Gene Ontology annotation, molecular function: protein binding. The transcript has 39 exons.
CCCUGACAUUCUGCUGCCUGACCACAUGCAUUAUUUUUGAACUGGCCCCCAGAUCCUGCCUCUAGUCCUGCCUCUUGACUUUUUCUGGGAUUCGGCCACCCAGGAUCUCCGUUCUCUCCUCCUGCUCCCCAGCCGGCUGCAGCAGUACAACAUCCAUCCCCCUGCCCUCCCUGCCCCCAGAGACUGGUUGCCUCCUCCCUUCCAGGGCACACGAUGGCUUUGCCCUUUUAUCAGAGGUCCCACCAGCACUAUGAUCUCAGUUACCGUAACAAGGACCUGCGCACCACCAUGAGCCACUACCAACAGGAGAAGAAGCGCUCUGCCAUCUACACCCAUGGCUCCACCGCCUACAGCAGCCGGUCCUCUGCCGCACACCGCCAGGAGUCAGAGGCCUUUAGUCAAGCGUCAGCCGCCUCCUACCAGCAGCAGGCUGCGCAGGCCUACAGUCUUGGAGCGUCCCAGUACUCUCGAGGGUCUGAAGUCAGCCGGAAGACAGCCUCGGCAUACGAUUAUGGCUCUUCCCACAGACGUACAGAUUCCAGUCUGCUGUUAGAAGAUUAUUCAUCCAAGUUGAGCCCCCAAAUAAAGAGAGCCAAGCGGAGCCUUCUGUCUGGAGAGGAGACAGAAAACUUGCCAGGAAACUACAUGGUGCCUAUUUACUCUGGACGCCAAGUGCACAUCAGUGGGGUCAGAGACACCGAGGAGGAAAGAAUCAAAGAAGCUGCUGCGUACAUAGCCCAGAGGACUCUUCUGGCGAGCGAGGAAGCCAUCGCAGCCUCCAAGCAGGCCACAGCCUCCAAGCAGUCCAAAGUGUCCAAACAGGCCACAUCCUCCCUUCAACGAGAAGAAACAUUGGAAAAGAAGUCGAGGAGCGUGGUAAUUCGAGAGAAAGCAGAGGAGCUGUCGCUGAGGAAAACACUAGAAGAGACCCAAGCAUAUCAUGGAAAGCUAAACGAAGACCAUCUACUCCACGCUCCCGAAUUUAUCAUUAAACCUCGUUCUCACACCGUUUGGGAGAACGAAAAUGUGAAAUUACAUUGCUCCGUUGCAGGCUGGCCGGAACCUCGUCUCACAUGGUAUAAAAACCAGGUGCCUAUCAAUGUCCAUGCAAACCCGGGAAAGUACAUCAUUGAAAGUCGGUAUGGAAUGCACACUCUUGAGAUCAGCAAAUGUGACUUUGAAGACACGGCUCAGUACCGGGCCUCAGCGAUGAAUGUUCAGGGAGAGCUCUCGGCAUACGCCUCUGUUGUGGUCAAGAGAUACAAGGGGGAGUUGGAUGAGACUCACUUCCGUGCGGGAGCGUCCAUGCCUCUCAGCUUUGCUGUGACCCCUUACGGUUAUGCAUCCAAGUUUGAGAUCCACUUCGAUGACAAGUUUGAUGUGUCUUUUGGGAGAGAAGGAGAGACGAUGAGUCUGGGCUGUCGUGUGGUCAUCACUCCCGAAAUUAAACACUUCCAGCCCGAGGUCCAGUGGUACAGAAAUGGAGCACCUGUUUCUCCGUCGAAAUGGGUGGAAACGCACUGGAGUGGAGACCGGGCAACGCUCACGUUCUCUCACCUCAACAAAGAAGACGAAGGCCUCUACACAAUCCGGGUGCGGAUGGGAGAGUAUUAUGAACAAUACAGCGCUUACGUCUUUGUUCGAGAUGCUGAUGCAGAGAUUGAAGGAGCCCCCGCAGCACCCUUGGAUGUGGUGUCUUUGGAUGCUAACAAAGAUUACAUCAUAAUCUCUUGGAAGCAGCCAGCUGUGGAUGGAGGGAGCCCUAUCCUUGGAUACUUUAUUGAUAAGUGUGAGGUGGGCACAGACAGCUGGUCUCAAUGUAACGACACACCCGUGAAGUUUGCCCGGUUUCCAGUCACUGGUUUGAUAGAAGGGCGUUCCUACAUAUUCCGAGUUCGAGCUGUGAAUAAAACUGGAAUAGGCCUGCCGUCUCGAGUUUCUGAGCCCGUGGCUGCCCUGGAUCCGGCUGAGAAAGCUAGACUUAAAAGCCGUCCUUCAGCACCCUGGACCGGACAGAUCAUCGUCACUGAAGAGGAACCCACAGGACUUUCAGUUAUGUGCCACUUGAAACCAGCUGGAAUUGUUUCUCAGCUCAUUGAGGGGGUCAUUCCCGGCCCCCCCACAGACCUCUCUGUCACUGAGGCCACCCGGAGCUACGUAGUGCUGAGCUGGAAACCUCCUGGCCAGCGUGGUCACGAGGGCAUUAUGUACUUUGUAGAGAAGUGUGACGUGGGAACAGAAAACUGGCAGCGUGUCAACACAGAACUCCCAGUCAAAUCUCCUCGCUUUGCUCUGUUCGAUUUGGUGGAGGGGAAAUCUUACCGCUUCCGCGUCCGCUGUUCCAAUUCAGCAGGAGUCGGUGAACCCUCGGAGGCGACAGAAGUGACGGUCGUAGGGGACAAGCUUGAUAUCCCCAAGGCCCCUGGAAAAAUCAUCCCAAGUAGAAACACAGACACCUCAGUGGUGGUUUCCUGGGAGGAGUCCAAAGAUGCCAAAGAACUAGUUGGGUACUACAUCGAGUCCAGUGUGGUUGGCUCUGGCAAGUGGGAGCCCUGCAACAACAACCCUGUGAAGGGCUCACGAUUUACUUGCCAUGGAUUGGCGACUGGUCAGAGCUACAUUUUCCGGGUCAGAGCAGUGAACGCCGCUGGACUUAGUGACUAUUCCCAGGAUUCGGAAGCCAUUGAAGUCAAAGCUGCUAUUGGGGGAGGAGUCUCUCCAGAUGUGUGGCUUCAACUGAGUGAUGCGCCUGCUGGACUAACAGACCCCAGGGGGGGCGUGAAUGGAGCCUCCCCACCAACCUCUCAAAAAGAUGCUUUGCUCAGUAGCAAACCUAACACACCUUCACCACCCAGUAGCCCUCCCAGCCCGGGCCAGGCAGAAGUGAGUAAAGUAAGUGAAUCAGUUCAGGAGGAACUCAGCCCGCCAUCACAGAAGGCAGCUCCCAAGGAGCAAAGUAAAUCUGAGUCCCCGAAAAAGAAGAAGGACCCAGUAGCGGCACCAUCUCCACCCUAUGACAUCAUUUGCCUUGAAAGUUUUCGGGACUCAAUGGUUCUUGGAUGGAAGCAACCGGACACAACUGGAGGGGCGGAGAUCACGGGCUAUUACGUGAACUACCGUGAGGUAACUGGUGGGGUGCCCGGAAAAUGGAGAGAAGCCAACAUCAAGGCCGUCAGCGACGCCGCGUACAAGAUUAGCAAUUUGAAGGAAAACACAGUGUACCAGUUCCAAGUGUCAGCCAUGAACAUCGCUGGGCUGGGAGCACCCUCUGCAGUGAGUGAGUGUUUCAAGUGUGAAGAAUGGACCAUUGCUGUUCCAGGACCACCGCACAGCCUGAAGCUCAGCGAAGUCAGGAAGAACUCCCUGGUUCUCCAGUGGAAGCCUCCAGUCUACUCAGGGCGGACUCCAGUCACUGGUUACUUUGUGGACCUGAAGGAAGCCAGCGCCAAAGAUGACCAAUGGCGAGGUCUCAAUGAGGCAGCCCUUGGGAACACAUAUCUGAGGGUGAAAGGCCUCACAGAGGGUGUCAGCUACGUGUUCCGCGUGCGUGCCAUCAACCAGGCGGGCGUUGGGAAGCCUUCUGAGCUUGCUGGCCCUGUUGUGGCAGAAACACGUCCAGGUACCAAAGAGGUUGUUGUAAAUGUGGACGAUGAUGGAGUCAUUUCCUUGAACUAUGAAUGUGAUCAGAUGACUCCCAAGUCAGAAUUCGUCUGGUCCAAAGAUUAUGUACCUACUGAAGACUCUCCACGAGUGGAAGUUGAAAGCAAAGGCAAUAAGACAAAAAUGACCUUCCAAGACCUCGGGACGGACGACCUGGGCACCUAUUCUUGUGAUGUGACAGACACGGAUGGGAUAGCAUCAAGCUACUUGAUAGAUGAAGAAGAAAUGAAGCGUCUGCUUGCCCUCAGCCAGGAACACAAGUUCCCAACUGUCCCAACUAAGUCAGAGUUGGCAGUUGAAAUUUUGGAGAAAGGUCAGGUCCGGUUUUGGAUGCAGGCUGAGAAGCUGUCUGGCAAUGCCAAAGUCAACUAUAUAUUUAAUGAGAAGGAAAUUUUUGAAGGGCCGAAAUACAAGAUGCACAUUGACCGAAACACUGGCGUGAUUGAAAUGUUCAUGGAGAAGUUGCAGGAUGAGGACGAGGGCACGUACACAUUCCAGAUCCAAGAUGGGAAAGCAACCGGCCAUUCUACUCUUGUUCUCAUCGGAGACGUUUACAAGAAGCUCCAGAAAGAGGCUGAAUUCCAGCGACAAGAAUGGAUCAGGAAACAAGGCCCACAUUUUGCUGAGUACUUGAGCUGGGAAGUGACUGGCGAAUGUAACGUGCUAUUGAAAUGCAAGGUGGCAAAUAUUAAAAAAGAGACUCACAUUGUGUGGUACAAAGAUGAGCGGGAGAUAUCAGUGGAUGAGAAGCAUGACUUUAAGGAUGGCAUUUGUACUCUGCUCAUCACAGAGUUUUCCAAGAAAGAUGCUGGAUUUUAUGAAGUUAUCCUGAAAGAUGACCGAGGAAAAGAUAAGAGCAGACUGAAACUUGUGGAUGAAGCCUUCCAGGAACUGAUGACUGAAGUAUGCAGGAAGAUAGCUUUGUCGGCUACAGACCUGAAAAUCCAGAGCACAGCGGAGGGCAUCCGGCUGUACUCCUUUGUCACUUACUACCUGGAUGAUCUGAAAGUUAACUGGUCCCACAAUGGGACUGGCAUAAAGUACACAGACAGAGUUAAGAGUGGGGUCACUGGGGAGCAGAUCUGGCUGCAGAUCAAUGAGCCCACUCCAAAUGACAAAGGCAAAUACGUAAUGGAGCUCUUUGAUGGCAAGACUGGACACCAGAAGACAGUGGAUCUUUCUGGACAAGCAUUUGAUGAAGCCUUUGCUGAAUUCCAAAGGUUAAAACAAGCUGCCAUUGCGGAAAAAAAUCGGGCCCGGGUGUUGGGUGGCCUCCCUGAUGUUGUCACCAUCCAGGAGGGCAAGGCACUCAAUCUCACUUGUAACGUGUGGGGCGACCCAACCCCUGAGGUGUCCUGGCUGAAAAACGAGAAGCCACUGGCCUCCGAUGACCACUGCAGCCUCAAGUUUGAGGCCGGGAAGACGGCCUUCUUCACCAUCUCAGGGGUGAGCACCGCGGAUUCUGGCAAGUACGGGCUGGUAGUGAAGAACAAGUACGGCUCCGAGACCAGCGACUUCACGGUCAGCGUGUUCAUCCCGGAGGAGGAAGCUCGCAAGGGCGCCUCCGAGCCCCAGAAAGGCAACCACAAGUCCAAGUGAGCGGAGACUGGCUGGAGCUGAGGAGAGCCAGGGCCCGCUGAGCCACCCACCCACCAUGCUGCUGGGGUGAAAACGAUCUGGGUGACAGAUGGGGAAGGGCUCCUGGUGUCUCCCCGUUUUCUGCUGGCCCGGGAGGAAGUUAUCAUCAGAUCUCUUAUUCAUACAUAUGAGGCACCGAUUAGUGACACUCUAAGGAUUUUUCUCUGCAGUUCAUAUGGUAAAGCACUUUAGGAAAUGGUUUGAAGGAAGAAGGCCGGGAGAUGGUGGAGAGAUGUUGAGUGAGGGCAGAAGAAACGGGGCAGAGUUGGAAGCAGAUGAAGUUUUACCUGUAGGUUCUUAGGGGUGGUGUCUGCACUUGCCAUUCAGUGAAAACAGAAGCACACUGUGGAGGCCGCGAGUGUGGCUGGUCACUGCCACUGUAGUGAUGGUGCCUUUCUGACGGCAGCCUCGUGAUGUGGCCUCCCUCCGUAUGAAUAAAGAGUCUCCUGCCUUUCCUCUUC